UUUACUUAAUUUACUUCCUUUUUUUUUCUUCAAAAUUUAACAACAAAAAUGCCUUUAAUAGCUCUAUUUAACGGUCGCAAUAAUCAUGCGCGCCGUGUACAAGAUCCUCCACCACCACCAUCAACAAUAAUUACGCAUCAAUUCCAAACAGAUGAAGAGAAUCAUCGACAAGAUCCUCAUGUUUCACCUGUAACAAAAAUUACGCAUCAAUCUCAAACAAAUCAAGGUCGUCAGAACGGUCCCUCACGUGAAUUUUACCUUCAAACCCCUAGAUCACUCAUAGCACCAUCACUAUCAUUUCCACGUGAACCUCAAUCUAUAGCACAAAUUGAGUACAAAGCAACUCAAGAGGCACAUAUUUUUAAGGCUAAUUUGCAUGGAUACAAAAAAGAAGAAGUGAAGGUACAAGUGGAAAAUAACAAAGUCCUAAAGAUUAGUGGGGAGAAAAGAAUAGUACAAAAAGAAUAUGAUAAUUGGCACCAUUUUCAGAGAAGAAAUGGGAAUUAUUUUACUGCUUUUAAUUUGCCUGAGGAUGCUAAGGUUGAUAAAGUGAAAUCAUCAAUGGAAAAUGGAGUGCUUGUUGUCACUGUUCCUAAGAAGGGAGCCAAGAAAUCUAGAACAUUUUUUUUCAAAUAAUAUAUUUAUAGUAUAUUUUUAUCUUUCGUGUUAGAAAAAAUAAUGAGUUCAGUUGAAUCGUUGAUCAAGAGAUACAUCAACAUUAAGUUAUUGAGUAAUGGAUUAAGCAUGCUUAUGUAAUAGCUAGUAGUAGCUACUCAUAAUAAAGGGUUUUUUUUUUCAUAA
Solanum tuberosum (potato) is the source of this 801-nucleotide messenger RNA. RefSeq names its product 18.1 kDa class I heat shock protein-like. Lineage: Eukaryota; Viridiplantae; Streptophyta; Magnoliopsida; Solanales; Solanaceae. The record is from RefSeq and is a predicted model, not a curated record. Bases 49 to 636 code for a protein of 195 amino acids. The transcript has a single exon.